AUGCCGCGCAAGGCAGAGUCCCCGCUCGAAGGGGGAACGCCGACAAAGCGCAGGCGACUUGCAGACGAUGACGAUGACAUUGUCUCGCCUUUACGCUCAAAGACGCCAGCAGCCAAAGUCAUCAAGCACACACCAACAGUCGCGACGCCGACGGUGACCGGUACACCUGCCUCACGCAAGUCUUCGGCCAAACGCGUCGCCGACAGCCUCGUCGCGGCGCAGGGUCAAGCAGAGACACCGACCAUCGCUCCCAAGCGUCGUGGUCGCCCGCCCAAGAACCCGCCUACUGCUACAGCUACACCAGCAGCUCCCUUGCCCUCGUUUGACGACGACGUGUUUGGUACGCCUGAGCCGAUCCCUGUCAAGCGUCCCAGAGGACGACCUCCCAAGAACCCCCAGGCCGCUGCUGUCGCAGCAGCAGGGCCAUCCACCAAUGGCGACGCGGUUGUCGUCACUCCCAAGAAGAGGGGACGGCCACCAAAGAACCCACAACCUGCCGCACCGGCCGCCGACGGCAUCGCUGAAGUCGUCGUGACACCAAAGAAGCGGGGUCGCCCACCCAAGAAGCCCCAGGUUGCUGUCUCUGAACCCAAGUUUGAACUUGGCACUGCAUCACCAGUGGUGACUCCCAAGAAGAGAGGUCGCCCACCCAAGAACCCUCUGGCCGUUGUCUCUGAACCCAAGUUUGAGCUUGGUACGGCAUCGCCAGUCGUGACUCCGAAGAAGCGAGGCCGUCCACCCAAAAACCCGCAAGCGGUCGCUUCGCCAGCUCCAAUUCCUACAGCUGACAACCUGGAAGUGGUCAUCACCCCCAAGAGGCGAGGACGUCCGCCCAAGUCUGCCCAGCUCAACAAACCCGCCCCCUUGCCCUCAUUCGAUGACGAAGCCCUCAAUGCUGCAGACGACGCAAUCUCGCAAGAAGCCUUCCUCGCCAACGAAGCCCGCAGGCGUGCACGCGAAGCGAGGAACUUUACCUUCGAGGGUGACGCGAGUGCGCCGAGGCAGACGCGUAGUGGACGCGUGGUGGACAAGAAGAUUGUUGACGAGUAUGGCGCGGACGAGGUGGAGGUCGACGAGGGUAGGGACGAGGACCAGGCGGCCGAAGAGGACAACCGUGGAGAGGACAUGGACGUCGACGAUGACAUCCCCCGACCCGAGGACGACGACCUGGUGAUCACCGAUGCGCCAGCGCAGCUUGAACGUGAGGCAACAGUAGACACUGCUGCGUCCGUGGCUCCCCUCCCGUCUCACGCACGUCCACACGUCCUGCGUAUCCUUUCGACUUUGACUGGCAGCGAAAAGGAGCCAGCACCGUUUGUGGACGAAGAAGGAAACGAGGCGCUGCAGGGGCUCGUCUCGCUGUUGCGCGGUACCGUCGAACGCGGAGAGGGCAACAGCGCGCUCGUUACUGGUCCUCGUGGCGUUGGAAAGUCAAAGACUGUUGCCCGCGCGCUGCGGCUCCUUCCUUCGUCUUCGGGAUCAGCACCCAUCAUUGUUCGCCUAUCAGGCCACGCGCAGACCGACGACCGCCGUGCGAUUCGUGAAAUGGGCCGCCAGAUCGCCGUAGCGGAGGGCAAGAAUGUUGACGAUGACGAGGACGAAGACGAGUUGGCCGGCGAUUUCGCCCCUACCACCUUGCCAAGCCACCUCCUCGCUCUCCUCACCAGCCCCUCACCACGCGCUAUCAUUGUCAUUAUCGACGAAUUCGACCUGUUUACGGAACACGCGCGCCAAGCACUGCUCUACUGCCUCCUCGAUGUCGUACAGAGCGUCCAGACUGGCCCUGUGGAGACGACGCCGCGUGGACUCGCGGUUGUUGGCAUUACGUCCAGAGUCGAUACCCUUCUGCUGCUUGAGAAACGCGUGAAGUCGCGCUUUUCUCACCGCGUGUGGCGCGUCAACUCGCCGCUGGCACCGAACGGUCCUGGGUGGAAACCCACCAUGCGCCGGGCCCUUGUACCAUGGGAGAGCGACAAUGCCGAUACUGUAGCCUUUGACAAUGAUACACGCAAUUGGAUGGGCGACUGGGAGUAUGCUGUUGACACCCUACUUGGCAGUCCCAAGAUCACUGCCUCCCUCGACCGCCUCGCGGGACUGACCACCGACGUGCGCCAACUCUACCGCCCUUUCAUCCAGCCCAUCACGUCCGUGCUCGGCAACAAGACCGACUACCUCUUUGUCCCCGUCCUCGUUUCCUCUGUCCAGUCCCAGAUCGAGCUGGCAGGGUGGGGCACUGGCACCGCGGGCGCGUCCAAACUCAAGGGCCUCAGCCAUCCGGCAUUGGGCGUGCUCAUCGUGGCCAAGCACCUGGCAUAUGCCGGACGCACAGACUUCUCCCUCGCCCAGAUCGAGGACGAGUACCUCCGUUUCGGGCGUACCCGCCUCGUCGGCAGUGGACGCGCCCGGUGGCCGAUUGAUGUCCUCCGUCGCGGCUUCGAUACGUGUCUCUCUUUGGGACUGCUGGCUCCUGCUGGACCGGCGAACGCCGUGCCGAGGUUCGCCAAAGUGCGUUCGUCACUCAGUCCGCAUGAGGUCGUGGCAUUCUUCCGUGGUGAGGGUGGCAACACCCUGGGCCCAGAGCUGGUUGGGUGGGGUAAGAUGUCUGGCGGACAUGUGUAG
Apiotrichum porosum is the source of this 2619-nucleotide messenger RNA. RefSeq lists its product as uncharacterized. Bases 1 to 2619 code for a protein of 872 amino acids. Gene Ontology annotation, molecular function: DNA replication origin binding; ATP hydrolysis activity. NCBI's taxonomy places the organism in Eukaryota, Fungi, Basidiomycota, Tremellomycetes, Trichosporonales, Trichosporonaceae. The transcript is spliced from 4 exons. Gene Ontology annotation, cellular component: nuclear origin of replication recognition complex; nucleus. Gene Ontology annotation, biological process: DNA replication initiation; DNA replication. The record is from RefSeq and is a predicted model, not a curated record.